AUGACAAAUUGUUCUGAAAGGUAUUCAUUCCGUCAAAGAGGUUUGGAUAAUCAUAUAUCAGAUACCCCAAUACAAUCUGUACAACAACAAGUUAAACGCAAACCAUUGUUGAAUAGAUUAUUGAACUACAAAAUGUCAAGCUCAAUUGAUGACUAUGAGGUCCUAGAUGAGAAAUUGCCUUUAUAUCAAAAUGAACAACAACAUCAAAGAAAACAACAAACAGGAUUAAGAAAGUUGAAAGUUGUUAGUAAACUUGCAUUAUUAUUGAGUACUUCAAUUGUGGUUUUAAAUUACUUAUCUUUUACAAAUUAUAACCCAUUACAAGGUUUAAAUCCAUAUGAAAAUGAAUUCAAUAUUACUGAAUUGAGUGAUGCUUACCUUAAUGUCCUUCAACAUUCAAAUUUUGCUGGUGAUUGGUUGAAAAAAUAUACUUCUGAAGCUCAUUUAGGGGGUACAAAUUAUGGAUUAGUUGAAUUCACUGCUGAGAAAUUUGAAGAAUUUGGAUUUGAAUCUAAAAUUGAUACUGUGAAUUCAUAUAUUAAUUAUCCAGGAACUCAACAUUUGAAAUUAUUAAACUCAAAGGGUAAACUUAUUUAUCAACCAACUUUAGUUGAAGAUGAAUUGGAAGAAGAUCCAACAACAAGUGGUGAAGGACUUGUCCCUGCAUUCCAUGGUUAUUCUGCAAAUGGUAAUGUCACAGGUCCAAUUGUUUUCGCAAACUAUGGUACAAAAGAAGAUUUCAGAUUAUUAGAAUCAAAAGGUGUCAGUGUUAAAGAUUCAAUAGUUAUAGUUCGUUAUGGUAAAAUUUUCAGAGGUUUGAAAGUUAAAUUUGCACAAGAAGCUGGUGCAAUUGGUGUUAUCAUUUAUUCAGAUCCAGCAGAUGAUUAUAUUCCUGAUGAUGUUGAACCAUACCCAAAAGGUCCUGGUAGAAAUCCUUCAAGUAUUCAAAGAGGUUCUGUUCAAUUCUUGUCAAGUUUACCAGGUGAUCCUUCAAGAUUCACUGAUAGAUCACCUGAAGCUUUAGCCAAUUUGAGUACAAUCCCUCAUAUCCCAUCAUUACCAAUCUCCUAUAAAGAAGCACAACCAAUUUUGAUUCAAUUGAAUGGUCAUGGAUUAGAUUUGGAUUUCCAUGGUGGUAUCAAUAAUUUUACAUAUACUACAGGUCCAUCAAAAGCUGAAUUAAACAUCUAUAAUAACAAUACCUAUAAAUUUACAGAUUUAUGGAAUGUUUUAGGUUAUCUUGAAGGUCAUGAUUCAAAUGAAGUCAUCAUCUUGGGUAAUCAUAGAGAUGCAUGGAUUAAAGGUGGUGCAGCAGAUCCAAAUUCAGGUUCUGCAACUAUUUUGGAAAUUGCUAGAGGUUUAGGUGAAUUGAAAAAAUUAGGCUGGAAACCACAAAAAUCUAUAUUAUUUGCAUCAUGGGAUGGUGAAGAAUAUGGUUUAUUAGGUUCAACUGGAUUUGCUGAAAAAUUUGCUAAAGAAUUGGGUAAAAAAGUUGUUAGUUAUAUUAAUUUAGAUGGUGCAGUUAGUGGUAGUCAUUUACAUAUAUCUUCAUCUCCAUUAAUUAAUCAAUUCUUAUUGGAUAUUGCAGAUCAAGUUUCUUAUCCAAAACAAGCAAAUCAAACUUUAAAAAAACAUUUUUUGAGUGAACGUAACAUUAGUAUCUUGGGGUCAGGUUCUGAUUAUACAUCAUUUUAUGAACAUUUAGGUAUUCCAUCAUUUGAUUUAGGUUUUGGAGGAGGUAAAGAUGAUGCAGUUUAUCAUUAUCAUUCAAAUUAUGAUUCUUAUCAUUGGAUUAAGACAUUUGUUGACCCUGAUUUCAAAUUACAUAAUUCUAUUGCACAAUAUAUUGGAUUAUUAAUUAUUAAUUUCUCUGAACAAAAAGUUUUACAAGCUUAUAAGGCAAAUGAUUAUUCUAAAGCAAUUAAUGAAUAUUUUGAUGAAUUGGUUAACAAGAUUCCAAAUGAUUGGUUUCAUAAAUCUGUUGUAUUAGAAGAUGAAGAUGAAGAAUUUAUUGGUUGUGCUCAUCAUCGUGGUCAUCAUGGUCAUCAUUCUAAUUUCACAUUAUCUUCAUUAAUCAACUCAACAUAUCGUGAUAUUCAUGGUUUCAACAGAGUUAGUAAACAUCAUGAUAAAUAUGCUUCAAUUUUACAAAAACAAUGGGAUGAAGAUUAUUCUAAAUCUAAAAACCCAUUUAGAAAAAUUAUUUUCAAUAGAAGAGUUAAAAAUGCAAAUAAUAAAUUAAAACAUUUAGAAAAAGAAUUUCUUUAUGAACCUGGAUUAAAUGGUAGAGAUUGGUUUAAACAUGUUGUUUUCGCUUCAGGAAGAUAUACUGGUUAUGCAGGUCAAAAAUUACCAGGUUUAACUGAAGCUAUUGAAGAUAAAGAUUUUGAACAAACUUCAAGAUGGAUUGGUAUUAUUAAGAAAUCUAUCAAACAAGGUUUAAUUAGUUUAGUCUAG
Messenger RNA from Hansenula ciferrii, 2457 nucleotides. Its product is annotated as M28 family metallopeptidase. The transcript has a single exon. The record is from RefSeq and is a predicted model, not a curated record. Bases 1 to 2457 code for a protein of 818 amino acids. Gene Ontology annotation, molecular function: carboxypeptidase activity. NCBI's taxonomy places the organism in Eukaryota, Fungi, Ascomycota, Saccharomycetes, Phaffomycetales, Wickerhamomycetaceae.